This is a messenger RNA of Lampris incognitus (smalleye Pacific opah), 522 nucleotides long. It is a transcript of the gene nr2c2ap, whose product is annotated as nuclear receptor 2C2-associated protein. Bases 4 to 429 code for a protein of 141 amino acids. The transcript has 5 exons. NCBI's taxonomy places the organism in Eukaryota, Metazoa, Chordata, Actinopteri, Lampriformes, Lampridae. The record is from RefSeq and is a predicted model, not a curated record.
GGCAUGGCUUCAUCGUUGGUGUGCAGUGAAACGCAGAGCAGAGUCAGCUCAGUUCUGAACAGAGAUGUCAAGCAGUUUGGGAAGAAGUACAUGUUUGACCGUAACGAAGAGACCUGCUGGAACUCAGACCAGGGUGAUUCCCAGUGGGUCUCCCUGGAAUUCCCACAGCCUGUCAAGGUGUCGGAAGUAAAGGUCCAAUUUCAAGGAGGAUUCUCAGGGAAAACGUGUAGACUGGAAGGGUGCCCCAAAGAUGGAGACUUGACUUCAUUCGCUCAAUUCUACCCUGAGGACAACAACUCUCAUCAGAGCUUUCCCAUACAGGAGGCCCCUGCAGUACACAAACUAAAAAUAGUGUUUGAGAAUAGUGCUGACUUUUUUGGUAGGAUUAUUGUUUAUUCCUUGGAUGUCCUCGGGGAGCGAGCUUGGUAACUUUUUUUUUCUUCUUCUACAUCAUGAGAGAGGGGAAGUGAACUCGCAGGACAUAGGACGGUGUGGUGACACAGGGGAACUGUGACAUCUCUG